UGUACUGAAUCUGCCUACGAUUUCAUCUUUAGCGAAUGAUAAUGACGUGAAUAAAUGGGGGAAAAUACCCCUUUCAUACGGAAGUGUUCCCAAAGUGGCGUCUUAACUGACCAGACCUAUUCAUGGUAAAACAGGAACAUGUAAAUUGAAACUAGGAGUAGUCACUUUGAUUUGCUUCACUAACUUUCCUAUGUUUUCAGUUGCAAAGGCUCGGGUAAUGGGGGUUUAUUAAUAGGCUCUAAUCCAACGAUUUCUGUUUGAUUUGCAUGAAAAUUAUUACGAAGAGGUCAACCUGCCGGGGAAUUUUCAAAAGUUUCAAGAAGGCGGGAUUAGAGAUCUUAAUGAUUCUAAAAAUACAUACCCACAUUAUCUUUACUUAAUGGAAUGCUGGACGUCUGGUUACGGGAUAUAAAUGAAAUCCCGAGCAGCUUCUUUCUCAUAAAUCUUCGAAAACCGAUCAGUAGACCUGACUUGACUGGCACAGGACUUAACCUGAUUCUUCAUAUUGUACACUAUUCCAUUUCGGUACAACACGUGGCUGGUUGCGAGUUCUGUCAUUAUCUUAUUUUAAUCAUGAAGGUGGCGGCGAUGUUCACUUUUCGUACCUUGGUGGCUCUGUUAUGUUUAAGUGGGAUAAUCGAUUCAGUGAUUAGCCAACAUUGUCGUGUUCCUUUUAACCAACCCGAAUACUUACCCUCUUACCAGGAAACUGAUAUCAUUUUGAGAACUUCUCCGCGUACUCUUGCUAUUCAUCCAAGGAACGUACUUCACUACCGUUCCGACGUCGAACAACCGGUCGCCGAGGAACUCGAAUGCGGGGAUCCACUCUCACAAGCUGGUGCCGUACGAUCACCACAGAAUACCGGUCUGUGUCCAUGGGAGUACAUAGCUGAUCACAAUGCAACGAGGAUUCCACAUACUAUCUACAAGGCAAGGUGUCUCAGUUGCACCGGGGAGUGCAUCAACCCAGUGAACAACUCAGCUAAAAUCAAUCGAUUGUUUUCAAAAUGCACCGAAGUGUAUCACAACAUCAAAGUCCUUUUCCGAUCAGAUAAUCCGUGUGUUGGUCAAACUGGUUUAUUACGAUUUGAAGAGCGUGUGAUCAGCAUUCCCGUUGCUUGCGUGUGCGCGAGAUUGUAGUUCCAGCAUUACGGGUCUAUGAAAGUAUUCUGUUUAUUAUACUCUACAGUAUUCAACAACAGUAUUCUGAAAUGUGAAAGUACAAUGAAAUAAAGACUGCGAGUUUAGAAAAUAUCGACACUCGUGAUAGAUAGCGCUAUUAAUCACCAGUGGUGAUCGGGAACAUGUCAUUCAGACGUUAUCAUCACUCACGAUGGAUAGUGCUAUCAAUCACCAGUCGUGAUCAGUAACAUGCCAUUGAGAUGUUAUCAUCACUCACGACGGAUAGUACUAUCAAUCACCAGUGGUGAUCAGUAACAUGUCAUUCAGAGGUUAUCAUCACUCACGACGGAUAGUACUAUCAAUCACCAGUCGUGAUCAGUAACAUGCCAUUGAGAUGUUAUCACUCACGACGGAUAGUACUAUCAAUCACCAGUGGUGAUCAGUAACGUGUCAUUCAGACGUUAUCAUCACUCACGACGGAUAGUACUAUCAAUCACCAGUCGUGAUCAGUAACAUGUCAUUGAGACGUUAUCAUCACUCACGACGGAUAGUACUAUCAAUCACCAGUGGUGAUCAGUAACAUGUCAUUCAAACAUUAUCAUCACUCACUACGGAUAGCACUAUCAAUCGCCUGUGGUGAUCAGUAUCAUGUCAUUCAGACGUUAUCAUCACUCACGAUGGAUAGCGCUAUCAAUGGUAGUGGUGAUCAGUAACAUGACAUUCAGACGUUAUCAGGAAAUGAUAUCCAUAACCAACGAACGUAGAGGGCAGCAACACGAUUGUGUGUUGCUGCCCGCUACGUUCGUUGUCGAUAACCAUUACUAGUAUUGUAGAAACCAAGUAUCAUCUUGAAGCUGCUGCAGUAUUAGCCAAAAGGGCAGUAUUUAUCUUUUGUUUAAAAAAAAUCACAAUAGUUUGCUUGUUGUUGAUUUAUUUUCAUAAUUCUAGAAUGUUUUGCAUUUUAUACUAUUGUUAAACUCUGUAUCCAGGUAACAUGGAUACACAUUUUUGAGUAACUUUCGUUAUAGAAAGAUUUAUAUUGGUGUUGGUACUGAAAUUCAAACUCCACGCUCAGUGGUUGGCCCAUGCAUGCAUAAUUACUAUACGCUAGUGAGACCAGGGGCAGUGGGCCAACGUUUUAAUAUAUAUAAAAAAGAAUAGAGAGUUUUGUGAUGCAUUUCCACGUAACAUUUCUCUU
Molecule: messenger RNA, 2320 nt
Organism: Lytechinus variegatus (green sea urchin)
Lineage: Eukaryota; Metazoa; Echinodermata; Echinoidea; Temnopleuroida; Toxopneustidae
Exons: 2
Coding region: 385-1140 (251 amino acids)
Cellular component (GO): extracellular region
Molecular function (GO): cytokine activity
Source: RefSeq, a predicted model, not a curated record